CUGUCUGUCUCUGCUUCGUUCUGUCCAAGAUUUCGUAAUUUUACUGAUUCCCACAACUUCAAACCAAGCUUCUCCCUCUCUCUCUCUCUCUCUCUCUUCUUGUUUUAAAAUUUUUCUCGAUCGAAUUUCUGAGCCACAAUGUGUCCAACUGGUGCAUCUUUGAAGCCAAAAGACAUGGCGACGACGACAUGCAAAGAUUUCAAGCUGGCUUUCGACGUGCUUGAUGUGGACCACGACGGCAAGAUUAGCUGCGAGGAUUUGAAAAUGUUUUACGCACGAUAUGGUAAAAAUAGCAGCGGGGACGAUGAAGCCAUCAAAGCUAUGAUCUCUGCAGCGGAUUUUAACAAAGAUGGGUACAUUGAGUAUGAUGAGUUUGAAAGAGUUUUGACUUACGGAGGGAAGAGACACGGCGGUGGUUGUGGUGGGGUUAUGGAGGAGGUGUUUAGGAUUAUGGAUAAGGAUGGUGAUGGAAGAUUGAGCGUGAAUGAUUUGAAGAGUUACAUGAAGCGGGCUGGUUUUAAUGCAAGUGAUGAGGAUAUCAAGGCUAUGAUUAAAGUGGGUGGUGGCGAUGAAUUUGAAGGUGUUUCUUUUGAUGGUUUGCUUAAGAUUUUAGCCGUGGAUCAGAUUGGUUGGUCAACUUUUUGAUUAUUUUUGGCUACUGUUACUAUUAGCUUAAACUUGAUGAAGGAAUAAUCAAUUUUCCUCUUGUCGUGUAAUUUUCUUGUUUGCAACAACCAACUGGGAGAAUUCAUCUUUUUGUUUGUUUA
Molecule: messenger RNA, 767 nt
Organism: Mangifera indica (mango)
Lineage: Eukaryota; Viridiplantae; Streptophyta; Magnoliopsida; Sapindales; Anacardiaceae
Product: calcium-binding protein CP1
Exons: 1
Coding region: 139-645 (168 amino acids)
Molecular function (GO): calcium ion binding
Source: RefSeq, a predicted model, not a curated record